This is a messenger RNA of Ruditapes philippinarum (Manila clam), 5239 nucleotides long. RefSeq names its product N-alpha-acetyltransferase 30-like. Gene Ontology annotation, biological process: N-terminal peptidyl-methionine acetylation. The record is from RefSeq and is a predicted model, not a curated record. The transcript has 4 exons. The coding region runs from base 157 to 1035 and encodes 292 amino acids. NCBI's taxonomy places the organism in Eukaryota, Metazoa, Mollusca, Bivalvia, Venerida, Veneridae. Gene Ontology annotation, cellular component: NatC complex. Gene Ontology annotation, molecular function: protein-N-terminal amino-acid acetyltransferase activity.
CUGCGCUUACUCACUAAACGGAAGUAAUAUGGCCGACACCAACAACAUGUCGAAAAUUGUCGGAAAAAAAUGCUUCAAAAUCGUUUUUAUAAAGUCAUAGCGGGGAUUUGAUUUGAUUAAAGCAAUGUUUAAUUGGAAAACGAUAUAUUAAACAAAAUGACUGAUUGUGAAGUACCGGAUCAAAGUCUGAACAUUUCAGAUUCAGAAAAAAUAAGUAAAAUAUCCUACCCCACCCACUCAAUUCAGCACGAAGAUGACGCAAAUACAAUCAGUGGCAAGUCGCUUCCUCUGGAUAAGCAUCCUCCAAAUGGUAUAACUCAUGUUUCACCAGAUGCUAAUGGUCUCUUAAACCAGAAGAAAGAUCCAUUGCCAUCUUUUCAAAUAUUUUCUCAGAAGGCCCCCUGUUGUGCUGCAGAAACCUGCACUGAAGAGAAUGACAGGUGUAAAUCUAUGGACAAAGAUGAAGGUCCUGUGUGUGAUUGUGAUAAAUCCAAUAUGAAUGAUGUCUGUCAAUUAUCAUCUAAUUUGAAUAGUGUUACAUUUGAUGAAAAUGAAUCGGAAGAAAGAGACAUAUUUAAUGGAAUUGAAUAUGUUGUCUACAAAUCAGAAGUGCAAAUGCCUGAUAUCAUGAGACUCAUCACCAAAGACUUGUCAGAACCAUAUUCCAUUUAUACUUACAGAUAUUUUAUCCAUAAUUGGCCAAAACUUUGCUUUUUAGCAAUGGAUGAAGAGAAAUGUGUUGGGGCUAUUGUCUGCAAGUUAGACUUGCAUAAGAAAAUGGUUCGCAGAGGGUAUAUUGCCAUGUUAGCUGUCGAUUCUGAAUACAGACGGAAAAAAAUAGGUUCACAUCUUGUUCUGAAAGCCAUUAAAGCUAUGAUUUCUGAUGACUGUGAUGAGGUUGUACUGGAGACCGAGAUCACGAAUCAAGCAGCGCUAAGGUUAUAUGAAAACCUGGGUUUUGUUCGUGAUAAAAGACUAUUCCGUUACUAUUUAAAUGGUGUAGACGCAUUAAGACUGAAACUGUGGUUACGAUAACAAAACUGUGUUCUAGCAAUUAAAUAAACUGUUAUAUAUACGAGCCGCGCCAUGACAAAACCAACAUAAUGUGUUUGCGAUCAGCAUGGAUCUAGACCAGCCUGUGCAGUUUGAUCAGGAUCCAUGCUGUUCGCUUACAAACCCUAUAACAAGUAGAGAAACUGAUAGUGAACAGCAUGGAUCCUGAUCAGACUGCGCAGUCUGGUCUGGAUCCAUGCUGGGUGCGAACACAUUACGUUUGUUUUGUCAUGGUGUGGCUCACAUAUAAAUAAAAAUCUGUUGUACAAAACCUUGAACUGGUAUAUAUGAUAGUGUGUCUGGAGUGAAAAGCAGGGCAUAAUGAUUGUUUCGGAUGGUUUUAAAUAAUUACUAAUAUCAUUUCCGUCAAACUGUAGGAUAGCCGUAGAAAACAAAGUUGUGAGUGUCUCAGUGAUGAGCAAUAGUUCAACUGUUGAAUGUGAUGAUAAGAAAUUUUAAAAUUCCUUUUGCUCUUUAUUUGUUUGUAAGUUUAGGUUUGAAUUUACUUGAUUAUGAUGCCUGAAUAGUAUAGGAUAUGAUUCUGUUAUAGAACGCACAUGAACUGAUUAAAAGGUUAUGAAAAAGUUGUGCUUUAUUUAUUGCAAUGUAUAUAUUUAUUCUCCAACCAGAUUUAUGAUGACUUACUCUUACCAAGUUAAAAGUGAACUGUACUAAGAUGUUAAUUUAAGAAAUCAUGUAUCAGAAUAUUGAGACGGUCCUGUUUUGUCUAUAGAAAAGGAAUAUUCUUGCACAUUGACAUUCGCACAGUCUGUCAAGAUUUUAGUCUGUAAGCUGUAGUACAUGUAUGAUCAGAAGCAUUUUGAUAAUUUAUUUGUUGAAUAAUAAACAUUUGACAGUUCAAGCAUAGUAAACCCUUUAACCAAAUUAAAAAUGUUGGAUAAUAGUUUAUAUUGUGAUUUUUUGAGGUUUAAUAUGAUUGUUAUUCUUGAAGAAUAGUGAUGUUUGAGGUUAUAUUAGUGAUUUUUGAGGUUAAACUUUAAAUUAGUCAUUUUUGAGGUUAUAAUAUAGAGAUUUUUUGUUUUUAGUUUAAAAUAGUGAUUUUUGAGAUGUAUGAUUGUUGAAUUUUGCAUGGUUCGUCUGAAUGUUUUUACUUGUUUGUUAUUAUGUAAACUCUACAGGAAACCUAUACAUACUGAAACUAUUUAGUCUCUAAUUUAUUUCAUUAUUUUCCUUUUAGAAUUGGCAAGAAUAAUGAAUUUUUGUAAUCGGAUUUACUAUUAAAAUUUAUUUUCUAAUUUAUUGUAUGACAGCCUAUUUGGGUUGUAUGUGUGUCAAAAUUGGUUAUAAGAAAUUAAAAGAUAUUAUUUUUGCAUUUGGUAAACUAACUAAAUAUAUACAGCCUCAUUUUUGUUUAGCUCGUAAAAAAUUGAAUGUCUCAGAGAUAGUGUUGAUUCAUUGUACUUGUUGUUUUAACUACAUAAUAAACAAUUUAUUUAAUUUUAUUCUUAUUUGUUUGAUUUGCAUGAUUCAGCAAAAAUCACAUUAUGAUAAAUGCUUUAUUUUCUCUGAAAGAGUGGUGGAUGUUGAUACAAAUUACUCUUUUAAUGUGUUUGUGUUUCCUUUUAAAAAUGGGUCAGCAUCUACCAUUGUUUCAAAACCUUGGUUUAUUUUCUCUAAUGAUUCCCAGUCAUGUUUAUCCUUGAAAUACAAAAAUGUAUAUUAUAUAAGUAUAAAUUAAACUGCCCAGUUUCUGACCUCAGAUGUACAUGUAUGACGAGUUAGACUGCGAUUUUUGACAUGCCCCCCCAAUUUCUUUGUGUUGCAUAAUUAUUAUUUUAAGUUUGUCAUUUCCUUCUAGCCUUUUUCACACUUAUUCCCUUGGUGUUACUAUAAGAUUGUAACAUCCGAGAUUAGCCAAAAUCAUCUUUUCUGUUUUGUUACCAUAUCAUCCAAAUUUUGUUGGUGCACCAUAAAACCAAACAAAACAAAACCACAUUCACACUUAUUUAUAAUUUUUAUAGCACCUUCAUGUAAUGGCUGAUAUUCUAAAUCUUUCAUUGACCUUUAACCCAUAGUUGGGUAUGGUUGAUUGAGCCAUUGUAACUCGGGCUAAAAAUAGAAGCUCCUACUGUUGAUUAUAAGGCCAUAUAUUACGUUAUAAUUUUGUUUAAGCUAGGGAGCGUCCAUUGAUAUAAUCAAUAUUCUUCUUUUUUUCCUAAUCGUCUUGACAUUUAUCUUGAAAUUUUGGGAUUGAUCACAAUCUAAAAAACUGAAGUAUAUACAGAAGGUCUUAAUGCCGGUGUAAUUGCUCUUCUCAACGAUACAUAGAGGAAAUACUGCCAGUCAUAAAAUAUUUAUUUUGAUAUCACUCGAUGAAAAAAGAUCGUGUAUUUAUAGAAAAAACUUGAAUUUUCUGUAUAUUUAUAUACAUUUUCUCUUUUUUUGACAUUACAAUUUUGGAAGACUUUCCCUUAAAUUUUGUGUACUGGCUGACUUUAGAAGAAAGUAGUCCAGCAAGACACCAGUGAAAAUCAUGAAAAUAUGUUUCACUGCAGUGGAAAAUAAAUUAUGGUGACCAUGAAAAUACGGUAAAUGAAAAUACGCAUUUUAUUUCAUUAAUAUUUCAUUAAUAAUAUGUAAUAAAAUAUCAGUUCUUGAUUAUGUUAAGAAGGAAUGAUUAAAUAGCAUGACGACAAUGACGACAAUUAAAUUUAACACCCUUUCAACUUUUAAUAGAAGAGUUAAUAUGCAUGCCAUGCUCUUGUAUGUACAUUACAAUUGACAAUUUCAAAAAUUGAUUAUGAGGCAAGUUCAUUGCUCAAAUUCAGCAAUAAUACUUUAUGCAUGUAGUUAUUUAAAACAAAUAAUGCUGCUGCAUUUCAUGUUAAUUCUAUAUAAAGAUUACUACCUGCACAGCUCCAGAAGAGCCAAAAUAUUACUAGAAAAUUAACUUGAACAAAGACUUUAGGAAAAGUAAAAAUAUUCCUCUCCAAGUAAUAAUUUACAUAUUAAUUUACAUUAAUAAUUGAUUUAUCACCAUAUUUAUAUCGCUUGACCAGCACAGUUUGGUUGCUCUUGCAUAUUUUGGCCAUUCAAGUAUAAUUCAGGUGCUAAGUGAGAGCGGUUUGCUAUGUGUAAAUUACUCUCUUUUUUUUGUUCACUUUACAAUUUGCUCUUACUUUUUUUUCACAUUUUACAAAUUUUCAUGAAAGUUAGAUAAAAUGUGGAAUCAUGCUGCUGUAAUGCAAUGAAAAUGUACAAAUAUGAUGCUUUUAUUCAUAUAUUAUUCAGCUAAUUUUUAUGCUCUCAGAAGGGUGGGCAUAUAGUCGCCGCUUUGUCCAUCCCUCCAUCAGUAAUUCUUGUCCGGGACAUAACUUUGAAGCAACAAGAGGUAUCAACAUGAUACUACUAGAUAUAUCUUAUUGAGUUAAAGUGCAGUGCAAAAGAAUCAUAACUCUGUCUUGCCUAAUUUUGGAGUUAUUCCCCUUCGUUCAUUUUUACACUUGACAUAACUCUGACACUAAAAAAAUAUUCAUUCCUGUGUCCAAAACCUAUUCGGAGAGCAUCACCUGGUUCAACCGGCUCUUGUUUGUAUUUAUUACCAGAAAAAAAAUUAAAAACUGUUUAUAUUAGAAAUAGAAUGAUAUUUUUAUCCUCAUUUAAAAUUUAAUUUAGUUUGUUUAGUAAGCUACCUCUCAGUUUUGAGGCAUAUAAAGAAGAAAUGCACCCCAUUUCUCAGUCUGUGAAAUUUUUGUGAGUUUUCAUAUAGACAUAUAGGCAAAAUUAAAACUGUUCAAUAGCAUUUCUUAAUUCUUGCAUUUAUCCUGGAUUUUGUUUUACUGGUACUUAACCAAGCUGAAAAUUGUUAAAGACACUGCCCCACUGAUAGUCUUUGUUACAUUUGUUUGAUACAUGUACCAAGUCAAAAAGUCUCAUUUUUGUAUGAGUGUAUAAAUGUAGAAUGAAAUAUGUAAAGCUGCCUGUAAAUAAAUGUGCCUGAAAAAUGCUUGUGAACAAUAAAAGUCAAGUAAUAUGGCUCCUUAGUCAAAACUGAUCUUGUUCUCCAUAGAAACUCUCUAGUUUUCCAAAGGGAAAUCUAAAAAACAAAGUAACUGUUUGGUACAAUAAUAAUUUGAUAGAUAUUUUACUGUGAUUUUGUCAAAUUAUUUUGAUAUGUCCAGGAAAAAUUCUAAUAGUCAAUAAAAGUACAGUUUGUAUAUGUUUA